Molecule: messenger RNA, 3782 nt
Organism: Nyctereutes procyonoides (raccoon dog)
Lineage: Eukaryota; Metazoa; Chordata; Mammalia; Carnivora; Canidae
Gene: TAF3
Product: TATA-box binding protein associated factor 3
Exons: 7
Coding region: 229-3021 (930 amino acids)
Cellular component (GO): transcription factor TFIID complex
Molecular function (GO): protein heterodimerization activity
Source: RefSeq, a predicted model, not a curated record
CUGCCUGGCCCCGGCGGCCGUCCAGCGGGGGGCGGAGCGAGCCCAAAAUGGCGGCUCUCAGGCUGGCGCGCUCCGUGCUGCUGGCGCUUUGAGGCGGUCGCCGGGGCUCGGGGGGCACGAUUUCCCCGCCGCGGGGGCCCUAGAGGAUGACUCGAGGGCUGUGCUAAGGUUAGGCGGUGCGGGUGGAGACAGUGGCAGCGAGGGCUGCGGUGGAGUCCACGGAGCGGGAUGUGCGAGAGUUACUCCAGGUCGUUGUUGAGGGUCUCGGUGGCGCAGAUCUGCCAGGCGCUGGGCUGGGACUCGGUGCAGCUGAGCGCCUGCCACCUCCUCACGGACGUGCUGCAGCGCUACCUGCAGCAGUUGGGACGGGGCUGCCACCGGUACUCUGAGCUGUAUGGCCGAACAGACCCAAUUUUGGAUGAUGUUGGUGAAGCUUUCCAGCUUAUGGGGGUUAGUCUUCAUGAAUUAGAAGACUAUAUUCACAAUAUUGAACCUGUGACUUUCCCACAUCAGAUUCCUUCAUUUCCUGUUAGUAAGAACAAUGUCCUUCAAUUUCCUCAACCUGGAAGUAAAGAUGCAGAGGAAAGAAAAGAAUACAUUCCUGAUUACAUGCCACCCAUUGUGUCUUCACAAGAAGAAGAAGAAGAAGAGCAGGUGCCCACUGAUGGUGGUACGUCAGCAGAAGCCAUGCAAGUUCCCUUGGAGGAGGAUGAUGAAUUGGAAGAGGAGGAAAUUAUUAAUGAUGAGAAUUUCUUGGGUAAGAGACCGUUGGAUAGUCCCGAAGCUGAAGAAAUGCCUGCCAUCAAGCGACCACGGCUAUUAAGCACUAAAGGGGACACGCUGGAUGUAGUAGUAUUGGAAGCUCGAGAACCCCUCAGCUCAAUAAAUACCCAAAAGAUUCCGCCAAUGCUUUCUCCAGUCCAUGUACAGGACAAUACAGACCUAGCACCACCAUCACCAGAGCCACCAAUGUUGGCUCCAGUUGCAAAAUCACAAAUGCCAAUCACAAAACCAUUAGAAACAAAGUCAUUUACACCUAAAACAAAGACUAAAAGUAGUUCCCCAGGACAGAAGACUAAAUCGCCUAAAACUACCCAGUCACCAGCAAUGGUCGGAAGUCCUAUUCGGUCACCAAAAACUAUAUCCAAAGAGAAGAAAUCUCCCGGACGCUCUAAGAGCCCCAAGAGCCCCAAGAGUCCCAAGGUUAUGACUCAUAUUCCCCAAGCACCUGUCAGACCCGAAACACCAAAUAGGACUCCUUCAGCUACGAUAAGUGAAAAACUCAAUAAAGAGACCAUUCAGGUAAAACAAAUACAGACCCCUCCAGAUGCUGGGAAACUCAACAAUGAGAAUCAGCCGAAGAAGGCCAUCGUGACAGAUAAGACGAUCGAUGACUCUAUCAAUGCCGUGAUUGCACGGGCUUGUGCUGAACGAGAGCCAGACCCUUUCGAGUUUUCUUCUGGAUCGGAAUCAGAAGGAGACCUCUUUACCAGCCCUAAGAGAAUUUCAGGUUCAGAAUGUACUACUCCAAAAGCCUCCACGUCCUCCAACAAUUUCACUAAGUCAGGAUCCACUCCUCUGCCUCUUUCGGGUGGAACUUCAAGUUCCGACAACUCAUGGACAAUGGACGCGUCCAUUGAUGAGGUCGUGCGUAAAGCAAAAAUGGGAGCCCCUCCAGCCAUGCCUCCCGGCUUUCCCUACAUCUCUUCUCCUUCGGUGUCUCCUCCCACCCCCGAACCUCUGCACAAGGUGUACGAGGAAAAAACCAAACUGCCCUCAUCCGUGGAAGUCAAAAAGAAGUUGAAAAAGGAACUGAAGACCAAAAUGAAGAAGAAGGAGAAGCAGAGAGAUAAGGAAAGGGAAAGGGACAAAAGCAAGGAGAAGAGUAAAGAAAAAGACAAAGUGAAAGAAAAAGAGAAGGAGAAGGAGAGCACCAAGGAAACCAAGUACCCCUGGAGGGAAUUUCUUAAAGAUGAAGAGCCAGAUCCCUAUAAGUUUAAAAUAAAAGAAUUUGAGGAUGUUGAUCCAAAAGUGAGGUUGAAAGACGGCAUGGUGAGAAAGGAGAGAGAGAAGCAUAAAGAUAAGAAGAAAGACCGAGACAAAGGCAGAAGGGAUAAAGAGAAGAGAGAGCGGGAGAAGGCUAAGGAGAAGGGGCGGGAGGAGAGGCCCCGAGUGGCACCGGCGCCCCUGGUGCUGCCCCCGAAGGACGCGCCGCUGCCCCUGUUCAGCCCCACCGCUGCCGCCAGGGUCCCCGCCACCCUGCCCGCCUUGUCCUCAGUGCUCCCUGACAAACUGUUUGAAGACAAGGAGAAGCCCAAGGAGAAGGAAAGGAAAAAGGACAAAAAGGAAAAGAAGAAAAAGAAAGAGAAGGAGAAGGAGAAGAAAGACAAGGAGAGGGAGAGAGAGAAGAGGGAGAGAGAGAAGAGAGAAAAGGAGAAGGAGAAGCACAGGCAUGAAAAAAUAAAAGUGGAGCCAAUUGUUCCAGCCCCAAGUCCAGUCAUCCCCCGAUUGACUCUCAGAGUUGGUGCUGGCCAAGACAAGAUUGUCAUCAGCAAAGUGGUCCCAGCCCCUGAAGCUAAACCAGCCCCUUCUCUGAGUAGACCCAAGACCCCGCCGCCUGCAGCAGCCCCUACCCCUGUCCCUAUGCACAUCGCCCCUGCCCCGGUGCCUUCACCACUCCUCACGCAGUCUGCCACGGCCCCAGCUUUGAUGCCGGCCCCAUCCCCAGCCAUCUCUGGAGCCGGAACCUCCAAAGCCCCGGUCCGAAGUGUGGUCACGGAGACCGUCAGCACUUACGUGAUCCGAGAUGAAUGGGGGAAUCAGAUCUGGAUCUGUCCUGGAUGCAACAAGCCCGACGACGGGAGUCCCAUGAUCGGCUGUGACGACUGUGACGACUGGUAUCACUGGCCAUGUGUCGGAAUAAUGGCUGCACCACCAGAAGAGAUGCAGUGGUUCUGCCCCAAGUGUGCCAACAAGAAGAAGGACAAAAAGCACAAAAAGCGAAAGCACCGGGCCCACUGACACGUCCCGCGGCGUGGCCUCAGAGGGGAGUUGGUGCAGGUCUGGCGGCCCGUCCACCGCCCAGUUCCCUGCGGAGAGCAAACCUCGGGUGACUGGGGACAAGAACGCUGCGGCCACCCUGGAUUGUGCCCCGGGACCACCCGGCAGUGUGACUGCAGAGAGACUCGAGUCAAGGCGUGGCCCAGGACCGCCACGCCCCACUUUUCUAUUACCAUUGACAAGUAUUAUUAAUAAAAAGACCGUAAUCUUCCCUUCUGAUUUUCUUUAUUCUCUCCAGGGCCUUUUCGUUAAGGUAUUAGAUGAGAAGAUAUGUGUCAGCUGCCUCGACUGUAACUCCUGGACGUCAAUAGUCUGUACAGUUUGCCACCUCUUCCCCUCUCUAGUAAGAUAAUCAUAACGACAGAAGAGAACACUCCACUUGGAGUGCCGGUAAAUAUUUUUGUGAUGAAAAUAUAUGAAGCUUCCCUGCCCCCGCCCCCCAUUUUUAGUACUAACAUGUAAAAUGUUCAGGCCUUUGUGAAAUACCUUCUAUUUUUUAAGAAAAAGGUUUCUAUCAUGUCCUGUUUGCUUUUUGCGCAGAUUAUUUUUGUUGACUCGCACGUGUUUUCUACGUUCGUGGCCAUCGUCCCCAUGCCCUUCUCUAAACUGCUGGCGUUCUCACUUGCUUCUACAUUUCAUCGACUUGUACAAAAACUCUCCUGACUAGCAGAUCUCCCCCCUAAUGUAAAUAAUAAAUAUUUAUGAAGUAGUUAUUUUUUAAA